CUCUCGAAAAUUCGAUAUCAUCUACUCCAUUUCAGGAGUUUUUCAGAACCCUAGUUUUUUGACUGGUGAACCAAUGAGUGACUGUCCUUCAAAAUUUCAAUUCAAUGGAUCCAUACUAUGAACAGAGAUUGAUAGACGAGGUCCAAUACCUCCACUCCCUCUGGCACCAGGGCCCUCCCUCAAACCCUAUCCCUAACCCCAAUCACAAUUCUUCAAUUCACGUCCAACAACUCAACAAUGGAAACACGAAGCGUAGACCCAGACCCAAAAAUCCCAACAAAAACCCUCAAUCUGACCCAAUCCUCCCCAAACCUUCCAAUUUCAGACCGUCGAAGAGGCAAAGGAUGAGGUUCAAAAGCAGAACCAAAAUGGUUCAGAAAAAGACUCCGGAGACCCAAGAACAAGCCCGGUUCGCCGCAACCCAAGUCCACCAAAAGGCAUUGAAGGCUGCCCAAGAGUUUUUUGCGGGUGAUGUGGAUAGUGAUGAGGAAGCUAGUGGUACUAGUAUUGGAGAUGGGUAUGAAGAAUAUAAGUUCUUUUUCAAGUUGUUUAUUGAGGAUAGUGAAUUGAGGGUUUACUAUGAGAGGAAUCAUGAUGUGGGUGAUUUUUGUUGCUUGGUGUGUUGUGGUGUUGGUGAAAAUGUGGGGAUGAGGUUUAAGCAAUGUGCAGGUCUUGUUCAGCAUUCAAUGGAGACAGGGAAGGUGAAGAAGAAGCGAGGACACCGAGCUUUUGGGCGGGUUGUUUGUAAAGUUCUUGGUUGGGAUAUUGAUAUGUUUCCAAGUACUAAUCUCCUCGUCCGCACCUCGGCUAAACCCGAGUGUCAGGAGGAAGAGUUGAACAAUUUUGGAGUUGCUGCUACGACAAAUGUUAUUAGUGAUAAUGGGAUGUUUUGCAAGGAUAUUUAAUUGUUAGUUAAAUGUUUUAGGAGUAAUAUGGAGUUUUGGGUUUGUGAUAUUGAAAUUUAAGACAAGGUAUACGUUAAUUGUCGUAGAUCAUGUAUUUUUGUAAUUAUAUAAAGAAGAUUGUCUAGCCAUGGACCAUUUUAUGUCUUUGAUUUGAUAUCUUGUAUUUAUUUAUUUAUUUUUUGACAUUACAAAUAGUCAGAUAGUAUGAGUGAGCUUAACUAUCUGUAAAGGGGUAUGACAGAUAUUAUUCAACUUGAAUCCUGGCUUGUAGGACCGCUGUCAUACUCUGUCCAACUUCUUGUCACCUCUAUUUUCUACUCAUUACAUCCCCUUGUGUUUGUUAUGUUGAACUUCACUGUCAAUACCAAUCUUACCUGCUGUUUCUGAGCAUGAUUGUGCCCGAUUUUGAGUACACUAUGACUGUCUUUUUUAUAUAGAGCACCCCAAGACAUCCAUGAAAGAUGUAGUUUAUGUCUCUUUUCUUCCUUGAAAAAAAGGCAAAGGGUAACUGUCUAUCUGCAGGGGAACUUUUUGAUACUAAUGAAAUUAGGGGGGG
Molecule: messenger RNA, 1461 nt
Organism: Camellia sinensis
Lineage: Eukaryota; Viridiplantae; Streptophyta; Magnoliopsida; Ericales; Theaceae
Source: RefSeq, a predicted model, not a curated record